AUGGCGCAAAGAGUCCAGCCCGUUGCACAGGAGAGCCCUCUCCCAAGCCUCAAUCGCUAUAUCACGACCCACGACGAUUCGACUGGAAAAGCUAUUUUCUCGAGCGCGGUUCCAGAGCAGAAUCCAACGCAAAUCAUCCCCGGAGCCGUCUUCCGCCAAGGAUAUGUCACGAAGAAGUUUCCCGCUCAAUUGAACGGGGAUGAGGAUCUGGACGCAUAUCGGUCAUUCCUAAAGUCACCUCCAGGCAUUGUGAACCAAAGUGGUACUGUGCUGCGCAUUGUUGAUAUGCACCCUGCGUUUACGUCGCCAAUGCACCGGACGGUAUCACUGGACUACGGCAUCGUGUUGGAAGGCGAGGUAGACCUGGUGUUGGACUCUGGAGAGGUUAGGACGAUGAAGCGGGGUGACAUGGCGAUCCAAAGGGGCACUAUGCAUGCGUGGAGGAACAAUCAUCCCACGGAGUGGGCGAGGGUGGCGUUUAUUCUCCAGCCUUCUGAGCCGGUUGAGGUGGGUGGCAAGAAGCUGGGGGAGGACUAUGGCGAUAUGGAAGGCGUCAAAAAGUCUGAGUAG
Molecule: messenger RNA, 570 nt
Organism: Didymosphaeria variabile
Lineage: Eukaryota; Fungi; Ascomycota; Dothideomycetes; Pleosporales; Didymosphaeriaceae
Exons: 1
Coding region: 1-570 (189 amino acids)
Source: RefSeq, a predicted model, not a curated record